Molecule: messenger RNA, 725 nt
Organism: Hermetia illucens (black soldier fly)
Lineage: Eukaryota; Metazoa; Arthropoda; Insecta; Diptera; Stratiomyidae
Exons: 2
Coding region: 44-586 (180 amino acids)
Source: RefSeq, a predicted model, not a curated record
CCAUCACUAACUUCAAUCAAGUUCCCUUCGUAGUUGCGCCAAAAUGAUUCGUUUUGUCACAGCCGUUGCAGUUUUCAUCGCCUUGCUAGCUGUUGCCGCUUGCUCCCCAGCAGAUGAUAACUCAACCGUUACUGAUAACAAUGCAACAGUUGCGAAUAAUACCGUUACUGAUAACAAUGCAACAGUUGCGAAUAAUACCGUUACUGAUAACAAUGCAACAAUUGCGAAUAAUACCCCAGCAGAGUUGUCACUAGACUCGGCAUUAGAUUCGUCAGAGAUUCUCUUGCACAGCGUCAAAUUCAAAAAAACAUUUGGAUCAAAAGGGUGCGGUAAACGUUAUGUAGACCAACGGAGAGUUGAGCAUUUUUCUAAUGGUGAGGAGAGCGUUUAUCUCACGCUUCACUACCCCAUAGAGGCUAAGACGAUUCCUCCUUUAACGUAUGCUGAAGUUUAUUGCUGGCAAAAUUCUAAAUGCAACCACAUAGAAGAAAUCAAGUUUAACCGAGAAGAAAUUAAAAUUCAUGUUGAAGCCUGGAGGACAAAAUUUCUGAAAUGUAAACUAAAAGUCUACACUUCUUGCGUAUAACUGAAGGACGGAUUAUAUUAUGAAUAUAUAUAUUGUGAAUUUUUUUAGUCCAACAAACUUGUUUAUUUCCAUCUUUUUGAAAGGUUUUAUGUGAAAUAAUUGAAUUGAAUUGGAAGUAAUAAAAUGGAUUUAUUCUCAG